This is a messenger RNA of Kalmanozyma brasiliensis GHG001, 4308 nucleotides long. Its product is annotated as Formyl transferase, N-terminal. Gene Ontology annotation, molecular function: phosphoribosylglycinamide formyltransferase activity; actin filament binding. The record is from RefSeq and is a predicted model, not a curated record. The transcript has a single exon. The coding region runs from base 1 to 4308 and encodes 1435 amino acids. Gene Ontology annotation, biological process: 'de novo' IMP biosynthetic process. Gene Ontology annotation, cellular component: cytoplasm. NCBI's taxonomy places the organism in Eukaryota, Fungi, Basidiomycota, Ustilaginomycetes, Ustilaginales.
AUGUCUUUCUCUUCUCAACAGUCAUCAUCUCAUUCUUUCCCACGACAGGCGGAUCCAUUCGAAGGUGUUGGCACAGCUUCUUCUCACGCCAAGAGUCCAGUGGAAGCGCCGACUCAGGAUCUCGCUUCGUGGGUCCACCAGGUUCGUCACCGCAACUCGUCAUCCGCCUCAUCUGCAACGGCACAGUCACCAUCAUCACAGUCGCAAGACCCGACAACGUCCUCUGCCUCGGAGCUUGAGCUCGAGUUCCAGAGACAGCGCCUCGAACGGCAACAGCGCAGAGAUCGACUCUCCGUCUCAGGCAUUCGUGGCAUCUCCUCUUCCAAGUCACCGCUUGCUACGCCGACUUUCGAGAGCUCACCGUCGGAAGCGCUCGGAUACUCCGACAUGACUUCGCAAUCACCUGUUCUCGGAUCGUCACCGACAAAGGCGUCUGGCGUGACGGGAGUCAAGAGAGCCAACUCGCUGUUGGCACGCUACGGCGGUCAGUAUGGUCCGACGGGAGUAGCUGCCGGUCCCAAGGGCGCAACGGACUCGCCCGUCUCCCUCGCCAAUUUCAUGGGAGGCAGAGCAGCAGGUCCGCGUCUUGGCAAGCUCGCAGGUGACGGCAAGAGCGCACCUCCCGAGGCCGACCUGAUUCACGAAAACCGACGUGUUCCGAUGCCAGGCAUGGUGCCCAACACGGGUCGCUCGCUCGCCAGCUUCCUCGAGGAUCGAGCGGAUGCCAGCGGCAAUCGUCGAGCAGGAGGCUCUCCCCGAUCGCCUGUCACGGAAGCAUCGACGCCUCCUUCUCCCGUCAAGGCGAGUAGCCCCGCAAAGUACUCGUUCACUUCUGCUGAGCUCGGCCGACCCUCCAACAAUGCUGCAUCGACCGGCUCGUCAGCGAUGCAGACGCCGCCAUCGCCCAAGAAGGCAUACUUGGAUCUCAUCGAAAAGCAGAGCCAUGCCGAGUCAACCAACUCUCCGGCUUCCCCCAUUAUCCCUCGAGCUUCGAGCCCUUCCAAAUUCAACAAGUUCUCCGGAGCUGACAGCGUCACAGCUUCGCCUCGCCUCGAGCGUCCCGCUUCACCCGUCAAGGCUGCCUCUUUUUCAUCUUCGUCGCCCUUCACUGCCGUCAGCAGCUCGACUCGUGACAGCGCGCCGGACAACAACAGCCUGCACGUCUCUCGACCGCUGGCUAUUCCCAACGCUCAGUCCAGAUCAUACACCUCUGAAGCCUCUCCAGAGCGAAAGGACGCUGCCACGAGCCCCUUAAAGCCGGAGGAGAUCGAGGUGCCCGCCGCCUCAGGACAAAUCAAAGUCGACAAUGGUCUCGGCAAGGGUUGGAGUCGACCCGCUGAGCAAGCUGACGCUCCCACCUCGCAGCCUACCAGUCGAUCCAACAGCUACACGAGCGAGCUGUCGAACGCGGACCGCCUUCCUACCAAGUCCCUGUCCCGCCUCAGCGCCCAAAAGAUGGUCGGACAGCGCAUCAAGGAAGCGCAAAUGCGAGAUGUCGUGGCCCAAAAGGAAGCCGAUUCUAUGCAGGUGGGCUCGACAGGACGAAGCGUACCUUCUAGCCCUGCUGUUCGCGAUCGAUGGCCUCCAGCGAUCCAGACGGGUGCUUCUCCUGCUAAACCCAGCCUCGACGAACGCAGGAGCGGCGGCUCGCCAUGGUCGCCCACCAAGUACGGCAACGCGCUCCCGGGCCUUGCUGGACGCUCACCCACCAAAGAGACCAGCUCGAGUCCGUGGCAGUCGUCGCCCAAGAAGAACGAGAUCGUUGCCGAGCCGCGAGCGGAACCGAUUCGAUUGCCUGGAAUGGGUGGCAGUGCGAGCCCAUUUGCUCGAUUCGCCGAGAACAAGGCACGAACUGAGGAAGCCAUCAGCAUCCCAGACUUGUCUUCCUCCGCAAACACUGCUGGUAACACAGACCAGGUCCUGACUCCGCUCACCAAAGCGAGGGCCAAGGGUCCUGUUCGAAAGGCGGCAACUUCCGAUGCCAAGCUUGCGGGCUCUUCUCCCAGCGCAGCGGCGCAAAGCAGCCUUCCAACGACAAGCACCGCAACACCGCAAAGUGAGGCCAAGACAGCUAGCGUCGCUUCGACAAAGCCGCCACGCAGGACUACCGGCAAGCGCGUCCAUGUUCUGGUCUCUGGAUCCGGCUCGAACCUACAGUCCUUGAUCGACGCCACCCUUCUCAACCCUCCCGCUGGCAUUCCCGUCAUUGACAACGCGCAAAUCACUUUCGUCCUGUCGAACCGCAAAGCUGCUUACGGUCUCACCCGAGCUGCCGAGUCGAACCCGCCCAUUCCCACCAAGGUUCUCUCGCUCAAGACCUGGCAGAAUCGAAACCCUGGAGGCACGCGAGAGCAGUACGACACUGUGCUCGCUCGCGCUGUAUUGGAUGGUCCCAGUGCUGAAGGCGCAGGUUCGCCUCCCGACCUGAUCGUCCUGGCAGGAUUCAUGCACAUCGUCUCCGAGCCAUUCCUCCACGCCUUGGGUCACAAGACGAGCUUGCCCGCGAGUACGCCAACGAUUGGAACACGCCCGUCCAAAGCGGUGCCUAUCAUCAACCUUCAUCCCGCGCUGCCUGGUGCUUUCGAUGGUGCCAACGCGAUCCCUCGCGCCUUCGAGGCGUAUCAACAGGGUCUCACUGACAAGACAGGAUGCAUGGUACACGAAGUGGUGGCCGAUGUCGAUCGAGGCCGUCCGAUCAUCGUGCGCGAGGUUCCCAUCCUUCCCACCUACGACCUGGAUCAAUUGGAGCAGGCGAUCCACAAGAUCGAGCACGUCAUCAUAGUACAGGCGGCUGACCUCGUGCUCAAGGGCCAUCUGGAACAGCUCGAUCGACAGCAGGCCGAAAACAAGAAAGCAGACAUUGCCGCUUCUCCUGCCGACAAGAGCUCUCCCACGGACAUCGUGCGGAUCCAAUCCCAAGACGGCGAUGUUGUCGCUACCGCCUCGGCGAUCGUGCGCAGCGCACGCCCCAGCGUGGACAGGCUCGUCGACGGUUCGGAAGCCUCUGCUUCAGCCCCGAUGUCUGCAAAGACGACCUCGGUUGAGUUGCUCGCCAUCGACCGCGAUGGACUCGUCGAGCCUCUGGAGCUGUCCGGCGAUCAGACCUUCCAGCGCGGCGAGCAACUGCGACGCGAACAGAUCCUGUACGAUGACGAGACGAUCAUCAUCGUAAAGCGCUCCAAAUCCGGCGCUGGCGCCACACAGACGAAGCUCUGGGUGCGAGUCGGACAUCACUCCAACCUGCACCCGUUCGAGCUUGGUCCUCGCUCCCUGUCGUGUGCGGAAGGACGCAAGGUGGCGGAGCUGGCACAGCGAUACUCGGUGCAGCCGGACGUGGUUCCUGCGGGAUGCGAGACGGCAGAGCUGAUCGCCGCGCUAUCGGGGACUUGGACGCUGAGUCGUCAGGGCUCGCGAAAGCGAUUUGACGCUGGGGCUGCGUCUUUGUACCGUGUUCGUCGCGCUGUGGCUGCUGCUCAGGCUCAGGAGGACCGAUUCACGAUCCAGCAGGUCGACCUCCGAACCGGAAACCUCUGCUCAGGGGACAGCUUUGUAUACACUGCUCCGUCGACGCUGGGCGUCUGGCACGGUCGCGGCGCUCCUUUGUCGGCUCGAGCUGCUGCAGUGCGUUUCGCUCAAGCACUCGCCAAGUCCACUUCGACGGGCGCUGGCGUGACUGAGACCGAGGAGGGCCGCGAAGACAGUGCCUUCUGGAAGAUCUUUGAUAAGACGGAAGCGUACGCCGGCGCGUGGUCUCAUCGCCACGUCGCUGGCUCAGACGUCUCGAGCAUGAUCGAUGUCGAGCUGCAGGGUCGCGAACUUCGUCUGACCGCUUACACGGAUAAGGGCUACUACGGUGCAGACGACUUGCUCCUGCCAACGCGAUCCAACAGGAUCUCCAUCCUCAACCUUCGCGAUCGAGAGCUGUUCGUGGUUGUCGGUAAAGACGCGCGCUCCGACCAACUCAGGCUGGCGUGCGCCAUUCACGCAGCACAGCAACUUGCGGAGCAACUGCAGGUCAAAUCGCGAGCGACAGCGUCGUCCAUCUCGACAGUCAUCCCUCGACCGGCAGUGCACGUGCUCGUCCUACCCUCGAAGCUGCCACUCGAGGUGCGGGCCGCCUCGCGCGUCUGGUCCGACGCAGUCGUCGACUACCUUCAGGGCGACGCUGCUGCGAGGAUGAACGUCCAUUCGGCCGCGAGCGCGCUCGAGCAGCUCAGCCAGAACCAGUGGCCGCGGUGGGCGCUCCAGGAUGCCAACUACCUGCCUGUCGGCGUUGGUGCCGAAGAUGCCGAGCGUGCGCUCGCUUGA